Fonsecaea erecta is the source of this 1485-nucleotide messenger RNA. RefSeq lists its product as hypothetical. Lineage: Eukaryota; Fungi; Ascomycota; Eurotiomycetes; Chaetothyriales; Herpotrichiellaceae. The record is from RefSeq and is a predicted model, not a curated record. Bases 1 to 1485 code for a protein of 494 amino acids. The transcript is spliced from 2 exons.
AUGAAGUCGAAGCAAUCUCCAAAACCAGCUCUCGUGGCACCACGUCGGUCUGCAAGACUGGCUGGCAUUGCCAAUCCUCCAAAUUACAAGGUUACCAAAACCAGCAAGAAGCAAGCCAAACCCUUCACACGUAAAGGGAAGCACGGUACUCACCAGGGCGUCAAUGUCACGAAGGAUCAAAUGAAAGAGUCUGUUGAGCCAAUGGAUAUGUCUCCGGUGUCAGCCCUCGAGCUUCCCUCCGAAGUCUGGCAGACAAUCGUUGGGUAUGUAGACGACACGGACGCCCCAGGCGACCUUCGGAAUCUCCGAAGCACAUGCAAGAGAGUCUCCGAGUUGUGCGAGCCAGCAUUUUGUGAGACCCUCCACGGCAACGCGCUCGCGACCCAUGAACUCAUUCUCGCAAAACAUCAGGAACGACAAGACCUUGUGCAGAGAUUCAUUACACAUAGGCAACAUUUGCUGGACCGCUCUUGGGUGCAAAUGUUCACGUGUAUCCCCCGGCUUCGCAACCUCAAAGUCCUACACCAAUCAGCUUUUACCGAGCUACGUGAAUGCACACUGUCCCCGGUAGACUACCAUCCGAUCAGAGUUGCUCAUGUUCUGAAGGCGCCGAAACUGACAAGCCUAACAGUUGCUCAUCCUCUUCUAGACGAGCAAGGCGAACGAUUACCAGCACCCGGCUCUCUGCCGUUGAAACACCUCACGCUGCUGGUAAAUCCUCGAAAGGCUCUCCAGACUGUUCUCUCUCUCCUGAAACUUCCCAAAGCGCUGGAGACUCUGUCGUUUGACGACAGCCGAGCGCCAAUGGUGCGGGCCGGGGAAGGAAUACUGCAUGAGGUACUACCAACCCUGGCGGAGUAUCAAGGCAACCUAACGACUCUCAAGGUGUUUGCAACUACCCCUCAAGUGCUAUCGGAAGACAGUCUCAAUGGUCUGCUUGAUUUCACUGUACUAAAGCGCCUCAAGGUGCUUAGCUUCUGUGGCCAUGACAAUUACCCGGUCAAUUGUUUCUUCAAGCUACCAGAAGGGCUCAGAAGUCUUCGGUUCAAUGGGAUGUUGGCAAUGUCAUCGCUUACUGAGAAGUUGUUGAGUCAGUCUUCUGCCCCAGGCUUCACGUGUCCUCGUCACGUCGAUGUCAAUAUUGAUUACAACGUCUUCGAAGAUUUUAUGUUCGACGGAGGGCUCUUGCUACGACCACUUUCGAAAAAUGGCCAAGAGGACCUUGACAGACAUCUGCAUGGUAUUAACUUGUUCAUGACCAAUCUCCCUUGUGAACAGUUCACUUGGGUCGAGAGAUUCUGCUCGAUUGAGAGACAGUUACAAGCAACCAAGACAGGCUCAGAAGCCAUGCCGCCAUAUGCAUACGUACUACGGGAAGAGAUCCGCGAGGUUUCGUUCGAACGGGAUGAUCGGGUGAACAGGUACGGGCACAACGACCUUUCGCUAUUCCACGGAUGCUGUGCUCACCACUAUCGGAAUUUUUAG